AUGUUCAUCCCCUCGGCGCAGACCAUCCUCACCGCCGGCCUAGCCGCGAUGCGCACCGGGACAGGGCCCCGCGUCAUCACCGAGGGCAGCGUCCUGGACUUCGCGGUGGAGCGCUGCGUCGACGCCGAGGGCCGCACGCGGUGCUCGGCGCCGUUCGCGGUAGCCGGCCCCGCGGCCGGCGGUCCCGCCUGCUACGACUUCGCCUGGCACACCGAGGGCCCCCUCACGCACACCACCGCCGAGGUGCGCGACGCCGCGUCGGGCGCGCUCGUCUUCUACCGCGACACGGACGGGGAGUGGCGGCCCGAGAAGGGCGAGCUCGUCUACCUCGAUUUCAAGCCCAAGGUGCCCUCCACCGGCAACCAAACCGUGCACUACAAGGUGACGACGUGCGAGUGA
Messenger RNA from Durotheca rogersii, 399 nucleotides. RefSeq lists its product as uncharacterized. Lineage: Eukaryota; Fungi; Ascomycota; Sordariomycetes; Xylariales; Xylariaceae. The transcript is spliced from 3 exons. The record is from RefSeq and is a predicted model, not a curated record. The coding region runs from base 1 to 399 and encodes 132 amino acids.